Molecule: messenger RNA, 1818 nt
Organism: Hylaeus volcanicus
Lineage: Eukaryota; Metazoa; Arthropoda; Insecta; Hymenoptera; Colletidae
Gene: TfIIEalpha
Product: general transcription factor IIE subunit 1
Exons: 8
Coding region: 184-1443 (419 amino acids)
Biological process (GO): transcription initiation at RNA polymerase II promoter; transcription open complex formation at RNA polymerase II promoter
Cellular component (GO): transcription factor TFIIE complex
Source: RefSeq, a predicted model, not a curated record
ACGUUAUAAUGAAUUUUGUCCUUUCACUUUUUAUAUCUUUUUUAAGGACACACGGUUGAAAUUAUGAUGUAUAUUUUAAUUUACUACUAUUAUCGUUGAUUCGAGAUAUUUGUAACAAAAGUACUAUUUAUGCAACUUUAAAGUGAUCUUGAUGAUAUUUUCUUAUACACAACUGCAAGAAAAAUGAGUGGCGAAGAACGACUUGUUACAGAAAUUCCCAGUAGUCUAAAGCAGUUAGCACGUUUAGUAGUGCGUGGAUUUUAUACAAUAGAAGAUGCAUUGAUUGUUGAUAUGUUAGUUAGAAAUCCAUGUAUGAAAGAAGAUGACAUUUGUGAACUUCUAAAGUUUGAACGUAAAAUGUUGAGAGCUAGGAUAUCCACACUGCGUAAUGAUAAAUUCAUACAAGUAAGAUUAAAAAUGGAAACUGGUUCAGAUGGAAAAGCACAAAAAGUCAACUAUUAUUUUAUUAACUAUAAGACUUUUGUAAAUGUAGUAAAGUAUAAGUUAGACUUAAUGAGGAAAAGAAUGGAAACAGAAGAGAGGGAUGCUACCAGUAGGGCAAGUUUUAAAUGUACAAAUUGUUUGAAAACUUUCACAGAUCUUGAGGCAGAUCAAUUGUUUGAUAUGACUACUGGUGAAUUUAGAUGCACAUUUUGUCGCGAAGUAGUAGAAGAAGAUCAGUCCGCCCUUCCAAAGAAAGACUCGAGGCUGUUAUUAGCCAAGUUUAAUGAACAAUUGGAACCCCUUUAUAUUUUAUUAAGGGAAGUAGAAGGUAUCAAGUUGGCUCCUGAAAUAUUAGAACCAGAACCAGUCGAUAUUAAUACCAUUAGAGGUAUCGACACCAGGAAACCUAGUAGCCUGAGAGCACCUGGUGAACAAUGGUCUGGCGAAGCUACAAGGUCGGCUGGUUUUAUGGUAGAAGAUACCAGAGUGGAUGUUACGAUCGGCGAUGAAUCCGCUGACGAUAACGCAGCGAAUAGAAGAAAGGAAAGACCAAUUUGGAUGAUGGAAAGUACAGUUAUCAACUCUGACUCGCAGGCCGAUGGAGUCAACACACAGGAGAACAUUUUAGAUAAAGCCGCAGCCACUGCCACUAAUGCAACUAUGACGAAUAAUAAACAGGGUGAAGAUAUUAUGUCUGUAUUGCUAGCCCAUGAAAAGAAAGGAGGGACGAAUGCGGCGGCUGCUAUAAAAUCUGUAUUACCGCAAGAAUCUAGCGAUAGUAGCGAUAACGAAGAAGUCGCUGAAAUGCAAGCUAUCGAUACAGGAGAUGUAGAAACAAUGGAUUCGGAAGACGAUGAUCUUGUACCAACUGUAACUGUUGCGGGGAAAACUGUUGCCAUUGCAGACGUGAACGACACGUUAAUCGCAGAGAUGACACCCGUAGAAAAAGAAGCGUACAUUCAGGCAUAUCAAGAAUAUUAUUCUCACAUGUAUGACUAAACGAAGUACAGUCAACAUUGUUAAAUAGUUAACGAUGUUUCGCAAGACUGAACGGUUAUUGAAAUCCUGUACUAUUUUGUAUAGUCGUAAAAUAAAUAAUUUUCUGGGUUUGGUAAAAAUUUGCGAACGUUUAAUUUGAUCGAGAAGUUUUCUUCGAGUACUUUCUUGCAUUCGAUAAAUGAAAGAUUUCAAUUGGAAACUAGACUAAAUUAAAUGAACUCGAUGUGUCCGCAUUUUGCAAUGCUUAUAUUUUUCUUCUAAUAUACAGAUUAUAACUCAACAAUGCCAUCAGUUUGUAAUAAAUGAACAUUUACAGACACGUUAUAAUCACAAUAAAUCAAAAUUAAUAGCAUACAUGUCACUUCUGGUAAGGCG